AAAAAAGAGACCUGAUAAGAAGAUGAAAAAAAGAGAUAACAGGACAUGAAGAGCAGUUGUCUCUUAACUGAUAGAGCGAGAGGAACUAAAGCAAACAUGCCCCCACCAGCUACCACAAACCUGGGCUACACCCCUCCAGAUGGAGGCUGGGGCUGGGCCGUGGUGUUUGGAUCCUUCAUCUCCAUCGGCUUCUCUUACGCCUUCCCCAAAUCCCUUACCAUCUACUUCAAGGAGUAUUUCUCCAUCUCCUACAGUGAGAUAGCCUGGGUCUCCGCCAUCAUGCUGGCUACCUUGCAUGCAGGAGGCUUUGGCUUAGCUUUUCACCUGCAACCAGCUCUUACCAUAAUCUGUCUUCCUGUCCACCCUGGCUCCCCUCAACCAGUUUCUCUUUGACCAUUUUGGAUGGCGAGGAAGCUUCCUCAUCCUUGGAGGAGUGGUGCUCAACUGCUAAAACUGCCAGUGAGCAAAACCACUGAUAAGAACGAGGCAGGAAACUGGACGUCACAUCUCAGACAGCUGGACAAAACAAGUCCAAGCAGUCAGGCUGUGCCGCAAAU
Messenger RNA from Sinocyclocheilus rhinocerous, 557 nucleotides. RefSeq names its product monocarboxylate transporter 1-like. The transcript is spliced from 3 exons. Bases 46 to 393 code for a protein of 115 amino acids. The record is from RefSeq and is a predicted model, not a curated record. NCBI's taxonomy places the organism in Eukaryota, Metazoa, Chordata, Actinopteri, Cypriniformes, Cyprinidae.